AUUAAGGCCUCUCUCUCUCCUUCUCUCCCUCUCUCUCUCUCUCCAACCAUUGUUUGUAAAGUUUGUUCAUCUUUUGACAUGGGAGAAGCUCAAGAAGUUCAACUCAACAUCAGGGCUCAGGAAGCUAAUGAAGGAGAUUCUCAUGGCGUUGCAAAUGAAUCCAACCAGCCAACUAGUCCUCAAAGUAGAAAACUUACACUUUGGGUUCGAAUUGGGAUAUAUUCAUUAUUUGUUCUCUCUGGCCAAGCAGUAGCAACCUUAUUAGGGAGAUUGUAUUAUGAAAGAGGUGGACAGAGUAAAUGGCUGGCAACACUUGUUCAGCUAGCAGGCUUUCCAAUUCUUCUUCCUUACUAUUUCAUCCCAAUAAAAAGGUUCAAAACCAAAACAAAUCACACCACUACUAGUACUACCACUAAUUCUAUCCAAUCAAAAAAACCAUCUACCUUACUUGUCACCUCAAUUUACUUAGUUCUUGGCCUAAUGGUAGCAGCAGCUUGUUAUCUUUACUCUGUUGGUCUUAUGUACCUUCCAGUAUCAACCUACUCAAUCAUAUGUGCAUCCCAAUUGGGCUUUAAUGCUUUCUUCUCCUUCUUUCUCAACUCACAGAAAUUCACUCCUUACAUAAUCAACUCCCUAGUACUUCUCACCAUCUCUUCUGUUCUGCUCGUUUUCGAACCCAAUUCUGAAGAAUCUUCUAAAGUCUCAAAAGGGAAGUAUGCACUUGGGUUUGUUUGCACUGUGGGUGCCUCUGCAGGGUAUGGUUUGAUUCUCCCCUUAACACAGUUUUUCAUGAACAAAGUUCUUAAAAAGGAGAGCUUUUCAGUGGUCAUGGAUGUCAUAGUGUUUCAAUCACUCGUUGCAACUGUUGCAAUUCUUGUGGGACUUUUUGCAAGCAGUGAGUGGUCAACUUUGAGAGAAGAAAUGAAUGAGUUUGAACUUGGGAAAGUUUCAUAUGUAAUGACAUUAUCAUGGACAGCCAUAGCUUGGCAAGUUUUAUCCAUUGGGAUAGUGGGUUUAAUACUAGAGGUCUCUGCCCUCUUCUCCAAUGUCAUCGGUGUUUUGGGUUUGCCUAUUGUCCCGGUUAUGGCUGUGUUUUUCUUCCAUGAAAAGAUGGAUGGGAUCAAGGCUAUGGCUAUGGUUUUGGCUAUUUGGGGCUUUGUUUCAUAUGCUUAUCAGAACUAUCUUGACAAUCACAGUUCCAAGAAUGAUAAUCCAAUAAGGAAUAGUCAAAGCAAUGGUUCACCAGAGAGGGUGAAAGAGCUCAAUGGUUGAAUUAAUCAACUAGUUUUUUUUUUCUUAUAGUUUAUAUAUAAUACAUAUAAAAGAAAAAAAGAUUAGAGGGUUGUUCCAUGCUAAAAUUUACUUUUAGUAUCUUAUAUGAGAGUGUUGCUAUUUGACAUCUUAAGGUGUCCAACACUACAUGAAAUGGUACUCCAUGAUUGGUUAGCGAUAUCACAUAAUACUUAUUAAAUUCAAAUAAGUAGAACCCGAUAUUGGAUUGCACCAAUAACAAUAUGUCAACUCUUUGAGGUGCCUCGUAGCAAUUCUUCUUAUAUGAUCCCAUUUAUGUUUAUAUAAUUGUCUUGUAGUGUGCAAUAUUAAAAUAUCAAUGUACAAUAUUCCAUUUGAAGGUAUAUGAAUAAAAAUCACAUUAUAUUUUUGUCU
Messenger RNA from Humulus lupulus (European hop), 1665 nucleotides. RefSeq names its product purine permease 21-like. The transcript is spliced from 2 exons. The record is from RefSeq and is a predicted model, not a curated record. Lineage: Eukaryota; Viridiplantae; Streptophyta; Magnoliopsida; Rosales; Cannabaceae. Gene Ontology annotation, molecular function: purine nucleoside transmembrane transporter activity. Bases 79 to 1272 code for a protein of 397 amino acids. Gene Ontology annotation, cellular component: membrane.